Diospyros lotus (date-plum) is the source of this 1415-nucleotide messenger RNA. RefSeq lists its product as uncharacterized. The transcript is spliced from 3 exons. Lineage: Eukaryota; Viridiplantae; Streptophyta; Magnoliopsida; Ericales; Ebenaceae. The record is from RefSeq and is a predicted model, not a curated record. Bases 170 to 1123 code for a protein of 317 amino acids.
ACUUCCCAGAAAGCUCACAUCAAAAGCAGAACGCGGCAUUUUCUUGAACCUCCGCCCUUUGGACUUCUUUAUAUUUCAAAUUAACUACUGGAACCUUAAGCUUGAUUCUCCAAAAGCUACAUCUUCGCGGUCUCCCAUCGAUUGAGAGAUUAACCUUUGCGAGGCGGGGAUGGAGCUGCCGCGUCGAGUUCCGGUAGCCGUGCACGGUGGCGGAAAAGACCUCGCAACGAGCAGUUGGCUGCCUGGAAUUGGCGGCACCGGCGGAGGAGGGUGCCGGGUCGGUGGUUAUAGUCAAGAGACUGAGCGUGAUCUGGCCAGUAUGGUUAGGGAUUUCUUGGAGUGCGGUAGUAGUGGAAAUGAGUCGUGGUACAGCAGCGACAGCGAUUCUGGUCCCUCCGAUCUCGCUUCUAUUGCCGAUGAGAUUUUGUUGCAUAAACAGUCAGUCGAUCAGUACGAGAGGGAUCUUAUAUCAGUGGUUCAUUCCUUAAUUCUCUCCAUUGACGAGACCGACCAUCAGUUCAAUUCAUCUUACUCGUGUAAUGCUAGCUACAUCAGGUUCCUCCUUGUAAUGCUCUUGCAGUCUUUGGGUUAUGAUGCAGCCAUAUGCACGACCAAGUGGCAGGGAGUCGGCAAAAUUCCUGGAGGUGAACACGAGUUCAUUGACGUGAUCAACCACAAUGAUGAUGGCUGUUCUGAACGAUACAUCGUCGAUAUUGACUUCCGAAGCCACUUUGAAAUAGCUAGAGCUGUUCGAUCCUACGAUGUGGUUUUGGGAGCUCUUCCUACUGUCUACGCUGGUUCCAUGUCCAAACUCAGAUUUUUCCUACAAGCAAUGGUGGGAGCUGCAAGAUGUUCCCUCAAGCAGAAUUCAAUGCCUCUCCCUCCAUGGCGGUCGCUUGCAUAUCUGCAAGCCAAAUGGGAGUCUACCUGUCAGAGGGUAAUCGGUCCAUAUAAUAAGCAAAGCACCGAGGAGAUGAGCUCUUGUCCCCAUCAGCAGUGUAGCGGGCUAUUAAGGAGGCUGAAAUCUUGUAUUGAAUCUGAAAUCAGAGCAGGGAUGAAAAACGAAGGAAAGGAGAGACUUCAGCCUGAGAGGUGGAGGAAUUUCUCAUCCAGAGCAUGGUAAAAGGGAUGGAGGUUUCGCUGGAUAACAGCAGGUCAUCUUGCCCGGCAGGUAUUGCAGUUUUGAAGAUAGACGACUAUGUUCCUUCUGACUUGUAAAAAAUGCUUGCUGUAGCUGAAGGCAGUAAAAGUUGCCGAGAUCUUUUUUAGAGUCUUUAGACUGAUGGAAUAAAACAUAGUAGCCAUGAGUAGUAGGUGGUUUCUAUGGAAAAAUUUUGAUCAUCUCACUCGCCCAAGAACCCAAUCUUUGUAUCGUAUUUCUAGCUAGCGCUGUUGUUUUGUUUUUGAUUUUCUUA